CGCGGAAUUGGUACACUGCAUGGUUUGUGCCAUGCGGAGACAGGCUUCUGAGGGCAAGUGCGCGAGUGAAGAGGUGAGCGCGGGCGUCUGGACUCAGAAAUCUGGAGUCUAGUGGAAAGACCUGAAAGAAGGCCAGGAACCUGAAUAAGAUCUAACCGCUGUUUCCGAGGGGGCAACUACCACGGGGAACCCCUCAGCCCUGGUAACGGCCAAAGAGGAGGAGAUGGCGCCAGUCAGGGAGCGGCCGUGGCCGAGACAGUGAGGAAGCGCGAAGGCAGAGCAACCGGGGAAGCCUCGGGAGAAGAAUCAGAGUCAUCGCUGCCGCCACUGCCGCCACUACCAUGGAAGGAGCAAAGCCAACAUUGCAGCUCGUGUACCAGGCAGUGCAGGCGCUUUACCACGACCCAGAUCCCAGCGGAAAGGAGCGCGCCUCGUUUUGGCUUGGGGAGCUGCAGCGUUCGGUUCAUGCUUGGGAGAUUUCAGACCAAUUGUUACAGAUCCGACAGGAUGUGGAAUCAUGUUAUUUUGCUGCCCAGACCAUGAAAAUGAAGAUUCAGACCUCAUUUUAUGAGCUCCCCACAGACUCUCAUGCCUCUUUACGGGACUCAUUGCUAACCCAUAUCCAGAACUUGAAAGACUUGUCACCUGUCAUUGUAACACAGCUGGCUUUAGCAAUAGCAGAUCUUGCCCUACAGAUGCCUUCCUGGAAGGGAUGUGUACAAACAUUGGUGGAAAAAUAUAGCAAUGAUGUAACUUCUCUGCCUUUUUUGCUGGAGAUCCUUACAGUGUUACCUGAAGAAGUACAUAGUCGUUCCUUACGAAUUGGAGCUAACCGGCGCACAGAAAUUAUAGAAGAUUUGGCCUUCUACUCUAGUACAGUAGUAUCUCUGUUGAUGACCUGUGUAGAAAAAGCAGGAACAGAUGAAAAAAUGCUUAUGAAGGUCUUUCGCUGUUUGGGAAGCUGGUUUAACUUGGGAGUUUUAGACAGUAACUUCAUGGCUAACAAUAAGUUACUAGCACUCCUUUUUGAGGUUUUGCAACAGGAUAAGACCUCAUCCAACCUACAUGAAGCUGCUUCAGACUGUGUGUGCUCAGCUCUCUAUGCCAUUGAAAAUGUGGAGACUAACUUGCCAUUAGCCAUGCAGCUUUUUCAGGGAGUCCUGACAUUGGAGUCUGCCUAUCAUAUGGCUGUGGCACGUGAAGAUUUAGACAAAGUUCUGAAUUACUGCCGUAUUUUCACUGAACUAUGUGAAACUUUUCUUGAAAAAAUUGUUUGUACUCCAGGCCAAGGUCUUGGGGACCUACGAACUCUGGAACUGCUUCUUAUCUGUGCAGGACAUCCUCAAUAUGAGGUAGUAGAAAUUUCCUUUAACUUUUGGUACCGACUAGGGGAGCAUUUAUACAAAACUAACGAUGAGGUUAUUCAUGGCAUCUUCAAAGCUUACAUUCAGAGGCUGCUUCAUGCCUUGGCCCGGCACUGCCAGCUGGAACCAGACCAUGAGGGUGUUCCUGAGGAGACUGAUGACUUUGGGGAGUUUCGGAUGAGGGUAUCAGACCUGGUGAAGGACUUGAUUUUCUUGAUUGGGUCUAUGGAGUGUUUUGCUCAGUUAUAUUCUACUCUGAAAGAAGGCAACCCACCCUGGGAGGUGACAGAAGCGGUUCUCUUUAUCAUGGCUGCUAUAGCAAAGAGUGUUGAUCCGGAGAACAAUCCAACACUUGUAGAGGUCCUGGAAGGAGUUGUCCGUCUCCCAGAGACUGUACAUACAGCUGUGCGAUACACCAGCAUUGAAUUGGUUGGAGAGAUGAGUGAAGUGGUUGACCGAAAUCCUCAGUUCCUUGAUCCUGUGUUGGGCUAUUUGAUGAAAGGCCUGUGUGAAAAGCCCCUAGCUUCUGCUGCAGCCAAAGCCAUUCAUAACAUUUGCUCUGUCUGCCGAGAUCACAUGGCUCAGCAUUUUAAUGGACUCCUGGAGAUUGCCCGUUCCCUUGAUUCCUUCAUGUUGUCUCCAGAAGCUGCUGUGGGCUUGUUAAAAGGGACAUCCCUUGUCCUAGCCAGGUUACCUUUGGAUAAGAUUACUGAAUGUCUUAGUGAACUAUGUUCUGUUCAGGUUAUGGCAUUGAAAAAGCUGUUGUCUCAGGAGCCUAGCAAUGGCAUAUCCUCAGAUCCCACUGUGUUCUUAGAUCGCCUUGCGGUGAUAUUUAGACAUACCAAUCCCAUUGUGGAAAAUGGACAGACUCAUCCGUGCCAAAAAGUCAUACAGGAAAUAUGGCCAGUUUUAUCCGAGACUCUAAAUAAGCACCGGGCUGAUAAUCGGAUUGUAGAGCGUUGUUGCAGGUGCUUGCGCUUUGCUGUUCGCUGUGUAGGCAAAGGAUCCGCAGCCCUGCUGCAACCUCUAGUCACACAGAUGGUGAAUGUGUACCACGUACAUCAGCAUUCCUGUUUCCUGUACCUUGGCAGUAUCCUCGUGGAUGAAUAUGGCAUGGAAGAAGGCUGUCGGCAGGGACUACUAGAUAUGCUUCAGGCACUGUGCAUCCCCACCUUUCAACUCCUAGAACAGCAGAAUGGUCUCCAGAAUCACCCAGACACUGUAGAUGACCUGUUCAGGUUAGCCACCAGGUUUAUUCAGCGUAGCCCUGUCACCUUGCUGAGGAGCCAAGUAGUCAUCCCUAUCUUACAGUGGGCUAUUGCCUCUACUACAUUGGACCACCGGGAUGCCAACUGUAGUGUCAUGAAAUUCCUACGAGACCUCAUCCAUACAGGGGUAGCCAAUGAUCAUGAAGAAGAUUUUGAACUACGGAAAGAACUGAUUGGACAGGUGAUGAACCAGCUUGGACAGCAACUUGUAAGCCAGCUGCUCCACACAUGCUGCUUUUGUCUUCCCCCCUAUACCCUACCAGACGUGGCUGAAGUGCUCUGGGAGAUCAUGCAGGUUGACCGACCGACUUUUUGUCGAUGGUUAGAGAAUUCCUUGAAAGGUUUGCCAAAGGAGACAACUGUGGGAGCAGUAACAGUGACACACAAACAACUUACAGACUUCCACAAGCAAGUCACUAGUGCUGAGGAAUGUAAGCAAGUUUGCUGGGCCUUGCGAGAUUUCACCAGGUUGUUUCGAUAGCUCACACUCCUGCACUGUGCCUGUCAUCCAGGAAUGUCUUUUUUAAUUAGAAGACAGGAAGCAAACAAAAACCAGACUGUGUCCCACAAUCAGAAACCUCCAUUGUGGCAGAGGGGCCUUCACCGCCACCAGGGUGUCCCUCCAGACAAGGAGAGACUCCGGCCUUCCGAGGCCAUCCUGAGGAGCUCCUGUUUGGGGGUGUGAGGGAAUAUCAGCGCGGUUGAAAAAAGGUGGCUGCGGCCUGCCCAGCAUGGGGGGGAGGGGAGCUGGUUUCCUGGUGAUCUUGUUUCUAAAAGGAAAAGUAAUUUUAAGAAAAUAAAAAAGGAAAAAAUGAAAACUGAAACCAGAACUGAAA
Messenger RNA from Cynocephalus volans (Philippine flying lemur), 3468 nucleotides. It is a transcript of the gene TNPO3, whose product is annotated as transportin 3. Lineage: Eukaryota; Metazoa; Chordata; Mammalia; Dermoptera; Cynocephalidae. The transcript is spliced from 23 exons. Gene Ontology annotation, cellular component: cytoplasm. The record is from RefSeq and is a predicted model, not a curated record. Gene Ontology annotation, biological process: protein import into nucleus. Bases 342 to 3113 code for a protein of 923 amino acids.